CCAAUCAUAUAUAUAUAUAUAUAUAUAAAAGCGAAAGGGGUGCUCUCCAUAAUCUUACUGUUCAAUACUGUUAUUUAUUUAUUAAGUGUAAUUUGCAUGAGAAUAACCACUUGUCUCUCCCUCUAUUUUGCAUGUACAACGCGUAUUUACUUUUUUCUCAUGUUUUCAGAACUUUUUUCCCUCUCUCCCCAUUUUCCACUUACCACUUCGUCUCACUACUCCUCUCUCUCUUCCUUUGACACAUUUCUUUCUCUCUCCCAGCUUCCGUGUCUAUCUUCCCGCUCUCUCUCUCUCUCUCUCUCUCUCUCUCUACUUCCUCUGAAAAACCGGGGACUUCUAUCGCUUCUUCUUCAAGGUUUCUCCUCCUGCUUGCCAUUGAGACUAUACACCACCGACAAUACUAUACGCGUGCCAUCAAAACAAGUUCCUCAAGAAGAGCUAUGGUGCCAUAAAUGUUCAGGGUUUGAACUGCUUCAGGCGGAGGAGAUGCAGAAUAAAACUUUUUUGCCUUACAGGCAAGGACUGUUGGGAUGCAUAGGGUUCAGUUCCAAGAGCUACGGUGCCAUGAACGAAUUUGCUAGAAGUCUAAAUCUCGUCUCUUUCUUCGUCUACAGUUUCCCAAAGUAGUUCUUCGCCGGCAGCAUCACCCUCUUUAAAACAUUGGUCGGGCAUCAGUCAGCAUUGCUUUGUUUUCCCUUUAACAGAAAUUGUUCCCCCAGCUGCAGCCAUCUAUUUCAAACCAUAAUUUUAGCCGAAGCUCCCCUGUUCUCUUGAUCGGAUCAGGCCAAAAUCCCAUCUCAGAGGGAUAGAAGAACACUGGAAGAGCUUUGUUGUGAUAAGCAAGGACUGGGAAAGGGACAUGCUGGAUGAAUGAAUGGCUAUUGGAAUUGAGAAGCGCGGGCCCCCUCGCUGCUGUUCCUCGAGUCGGUGAGAAGGUCUUCUACCUCCCAAACACAUCGAGCAGGUUAAGGCCUUCUCAAAGCUUGAUAAUGAUCUGAAAAUGCCCAUCUACCAUAUACCUUCCAACAUUCUGUGCACAGUUGUAAAUGUUGAGUUAAAGGUGGAAAAGGAAACAGAUGAGGUGUUCUUUCAAAUAACACUUCUUCCAGAAACGAAGGUUAUGGGUUAUUCUGACACUGAUGUUGCGGAAUAUCUUUUUAAAGCAAAGCCUUUGAUUGAUGCAUUGGUAAAGUUUCUCUGCAAUGACCUUACAAAAGCAUGUGCAAUUGAGCCACCUCCGGUUCCUAAGUCCUCGAGACAGCUGAGACUGAACCUUAAGGUUGUAUCUCAAGCAUCUGCACCUAUUAACUGAUCUAACAAGGGUUCUCAGAGAGAUCUUUGAAGGAGUCCUAGAUGGCAGUGAUGAAACAGAUUUAAAUCCAUAUUCCAAGUGAAUACCUUUAAUAAAUUACAUACAAAAGGCUGAAUAGGAGUUCCAGAAAUUAAUAGCUUGUAGGAGAUUAAGUCAGAUCAUUCUUUAUUUCUUUCACCUUAGUGCUGAAGUUGAUGACGCAUUGAUUAUGGAUAAAGUUCAGUGAAUUCAUUGCAAAACACAUUGGAGAGAUGGAAGGCAUCUUGUUGGAAGAUGAUACAGGGGCUUUUCUUGGGAAACACCCAGGGUUUUGGUUUUAUACUAUUGAUCAACGCCAAGUUCUACGCCUUCUUUUUUUUUUUCGUUGUGUUACUGUCUUCACUUAUUACACCGAACAGGGGUUCCGCCCACCCCCUUCUUCUUCUUCAUGGAAAAACAGGGGCUCCGCCCAAUCUUUUUUUUAAUUGUGUUUCUUCACUUUUUACACUGAAAACAGGGGUUCCGCCCGCCCCCAUCUUCUUCGGUCUCUCUCUCUCUAUCUGUCAAUGUCUCUCUCUCAUAUCUCUCUCCCAUACGGACCCAGGUUCUAUCGGCGUUUGAUGCUGGUUUAUUUUUAUUGGCUAGGCCUGGAUAUUUGGCCCAGGCUCAGGAGUGGCUGAACCU
Molecule: messenger RNA, 1975 nt
Organism: Nelumbo nucifera (sacred lotus)
Lineage: Eukaryota; Viridiplantae; Streptophyta; Magnoliopsida; Proteales; Nelumbonaceae
Source: RefSeq, a predicted model, not a curated record